GGCCCGUGUCACGUGACGGGGGAAAUAGGGAGGCUCUUGUGUUUACAUCAAUGCAUUCAACAGCGGCUGCUGCAGAGCGUCUACACCUCAAUGUUUUGCUUUCAUUUCUUUGAAAACGAGUACGAUCAUCGGUACACACGGUAGUUCCGGCCCCGUCCGAACAUAACGCUGCUGUGUGAUAAAGGGAGCGCGUUUGUCUGCUGCAGCUGUGAUCAGUUGUUGUAUUAGAUUACUGGCGUCAUGGACGAGCUCGCGGUGGAAGUGCGAGGAGCGAGUGGAGCUUUCUACAAGGCUUUUAUUAAAGAUGUUCAUGAGAGUACAGUCACAGUGUCUUUUGAGAACAAUUGGCAGCCAGAACGACAGAUUCCUUUCCAUGAUGUUCGGUUUCCACCUCCGACCGGCUUUCAGAAAGAGAUAAACGAGAGUGAUGAAGUGGAGGUUUACUCCAGGGCCAACGAUAAAGAGCCCUGUGGAUGGUGGCUAGCCAAAGUCCGCAUGGUGAAAGGAGAGUUUUAUGUGAUAGAAUACGCAGCCUGUGAUGCAACGCUAAAUGAAAUCGUCACAUUAGAGAGGCUACGACCUGUGAACCCCAACAAAGCCGCGUCAAAGAACACCUUUCUCAAAAUCAGACUAGAUGUUCCUGAAGAUUUAAGACAGAUGUGUGCGAAAGACUCUGCACAUAAAGAUUUCAAAAAAGCGAUCGGAGCGUUUAACGUCACUUAUGACUCGGAAGAAAAGCAGUUGGUUAUUUUGUCUGUUAAUGAGGUUACAGCAAAGCGAAUAGCCAUGUUGAGCGACAUGCACUUCAGGAGUCUGCGCACAAAGCUGGCGCUGAUACUGAGGAAUGAGGAAGCAACCCGACAGCUGGAGAGUUCUCGGCAACUGGCUUCAAGGUUCCAUGAGCAGUUUGUGGUGCGAGAUGACCUCAUGGGAUUGGCUAUAGGCACCCAUGGGGCGAAUAUCCAGCAGGCCAGAAAGAUUCCUGGGGUCACAACCAUAGAUCUCGAUGAGGAGACCUGCACGUUUCACAUCUAUGGAGAGGACCAGGAGGCUGUACGGAAGGCCAGAAGCUACCUGGAAUUUUCUGAAGAUGUUAUUAAAGUUCCUAGGAAUUUAGUCGGAAAAGUCAUUGGCAAGAGUGGGAAGCUGAUUCAAGAGGUUGUGGAUAAAUCGGGAGUUGUCAGAGUUCGAGUGGAACCGGAAAAUGACAAAAAGCCUUCUCCAUUAGAGGAGGGAAUGGUGCCAUUUGUGUUUGUGGGGACGAAGGAAAGCAUUUCAAAUGCACGAAUUCUGCUGGACUACCAUCUGAAUUAUCUAAAGGAGGUAGAUCAGCUGCGAAUGGAGCGACUGCAGAUUGAUGAACAGCUCAGACAGAUCGGUGGCGGGCCUAGAGCUCUGCCGGGACGACCUGAGAAAGAAAAACCUUUCAUGGCUGAUAAUGGAAUGGGACCCUCUCGGGGUGGCGGCAAACCCUUCGGUCGUGGAGGGAGAGGGAGACGGGGCCCGACACUGGCUUCAGGCACCAACUCCGAGGCCUCUAAUGCAUCUGAGACCGAAUCUGACCACAGAGAUGAGCUCAGUGACUGGUCCCUGGCCCCUACAGAUGAGGAGUCCAUGGGUUACCCCAAAAGGGCCCCUGAUGGACGCAAAAGGGGUGGAGGGCCCCGGGGUCGUGGAGGGAGAGGAAGAGGAGGAUACAAAACUGAAGACAUGCACUGGAAUGAGUCCCGCUCCCGUAGUUCCAGAGACUCAAAGCUGAGACCCCAGGAAGACUCACUGCAGAUCCGCAUCGACAGCAAUAACGAGAGGAGCGUCCACACCAGCCGAGGCCCACAAGCUCUGGCAGGAGACAGCGGAGGGAACCGGCAGAGACCCAUAAAGGACAGAGGCGUGAAGAAAGACAAGCAAGACGGCCCAGACAGCCAAGCCGUUGUGAACGGCGUUUCGUAGAGAAUAACAUGCCCCGUUUCCCCCAUUCUCCCACUCAGCUCCACCAAUCCAGAUGCUUCUUCAUUAGAGACACAUUAGGCCAAAGAGAACCAGGUCAGUAGGGCUGUCGCAAGACAUGACAUAAAGCACACUUUGUAAUUGUUAGUUGGGGUAAAAGACGAGGUCUCUUGGUGUAUGGUGUGUGGAAUUUGGUAGCCUUCACGGAUUAGAGAGACCGGUCUCUAAAUCACAACUGAAGCUACAUGUUUUCUAAUUGACUUUCUAAAUAACUACCUAUGAAACAACAUAAAGAAGCUGUGGAUUAAAUGUCUCUCAAAAACGGGAAUCCUGAAAUGUUUUCCAAGCAAUUGGUUUUUAAAAUGUUUUUUUUGAUUGUCCACAAUGUCUAAACAAAAGGGAAAGAAACACAUUGGAGGAUGAACUCAAGCGCUCGGGGCCCAAGCCUAUGCCACAUCUCACGGCAUACGUUGUUUUUACGCGCUUCGGUGUCUCAUGGUUACUCGAGCCCAUUCUGAUGUGAGAUCUUAGCCACAUCGUUAGCAAAAAAAUGAAAAUGACAAAAAAAAAGGCAAAUGUACAAAAAACAAACAAAGAAAAAAAAAAAAAAAAGCUCCUGUCUGGAUCUGUGCCUUUAACUAGUGUGGAUAGUAUCAUAAUUUGGAUGUUUAAAUCAGGGAAGAAGACGUGAACAACCUGUCUGAGCAACGUGUGUUGCAAUCUCAGCCGACGAUUAAAAAUAAAAGGUGUUUUUUCUUUUUUUUUCUUCUUUUUUUUUUUUCUCUGUGCUGCAUGUAUUUCACCAACAUUUUGUAUGUCUGAAAAGCAGGAUUCUAUCGAGUCGGCCGAAUUCUGAUAUUUUGCCAUAGCUGAUUUGUGUGUAGUAAAGGUAUUAACCUAACUAAACUAGUCAACUGUGGAAGUCAUAAAUUGUAACCAACCACCCAGAGACAAAUAUCAAUGCUAAUGAAGUGACGUCAACAUCACCGAUUUAUGAAUUUUGACGUUUAGCAUAUCUUUGCAUUAUAGGAUAAUUCUGAUUUCUUUUUAUGAUAGAGGUAGCAAAGCAGUUUCCUUUAAAUAAAUGUCUUUGGUUUUUCAUUUUCCUCCGAUCAUGAUAGAUGACACCACUCGUUCAGACCCAUUUUUUUUCCCUCACAAACAGGGUCGAAAUGCUUUUUUUUGGUUUUAAUUUCAGUUCAUGCUGGCCACAGUAAACUGCCAUCUUUCCUGCUGUAUUUUUCAGCAUCAGGUGUGAAGCACUUAAUAUCAGAUCUCUGUAACAUUGUCUUUGUCCUAACAAAUGGCUCAUCAUAGACUGAAAAUGUUGAACUGUGGGGUUGCAUACUGUAUAUUACGUCAUCCGUUAAGAGAUUGUUGCUGUUCUUUUUAGAUUGAACUUUAAAUGUGCACUUAUCAUGUUUGUGUUACUCUGCAAGUACUUUAUAAUCUAUAAACCUAUAAUAAACUAGAAUGUGAUAAGACUUCCUCAGCAGGUGAAUCACAUGUAUGCUGUCAACAUAACUAAACUGAAGUUUAGAUAUCUUCGCUAAUUGAGUCUACUGUACUUUUGCAGCUGAAUUCGCUUUGAGAGGGUCGAGAAGGGGGAACACGAUGUUAACUUUGAUAUGAAAACCGUCUGUCUUAUCCGACUAGUGCUUGUGCAUUAAACUUUAGUUUACAUUUUCGAGAAGACGCGAUGCUGUUCUGAACCCACGAUUCUUUCCAAACCUACUGUGACGAUAACCAUGGUAGUUUUUUUCUGCUUUCCUUCGACUGUACAGCGAGAUGACCGUUCGCUUCGAGUCGGUCGUAUCCUCUUUGCUCUUUUUCUCUACGUUUCUAGUUCUCUUUGCGCUCCUGUACUCUCGCUAGUCACCUUGGCGAAUAACCAGCUCUACCUGUUAAGCUUACACGCCAGUUUCAAAGUGAUUUGCCUGUGAAAACGAAAGCUGAAAAGAACCUGUGACUGGCAGAGGAGUUGCAGCUCUGUGGGAAAGACAAACCACUCUCUCGACGGAGGCGGCCCCGGACACGUCCGGCCCCUCUUGUGUGGCUCUUAAAAAAAAAAAUUUAGCCUUUACUUCGAAAUGAGGUGUUCAAUGGUUUACUCUCAGUAUUUUUAAAACCUGCACGUCCACGGCGGGCAGUAAAACUGGCGCAGUUCACCGCAGUCUGUUCGAAAUAAGAAGAAGAAGAGGAAAAAAAAAAAAAAAACAUGCUCCGAAUCUUUGAAGUGUUGCCAAACAGACUGUUUUCUAGUUAUUUAUUUUUUGGGAAUGUAUAUUGAAAUGACAAAUUGUAAAACCAUCUCUUGCACACAUCGUAGGCUAUCGUGAUCGAAAAAGAGCUGAAAAAAAAAUCCUUAAAACAUGAAAUACUGUAGAUACUGAACUGAGGUAGACUGACCUUGUAUGUUACUGCACUUUGGGUAAUAAUUUCUUUGUACAUAAUAGCAGAACAGACUGGGUUUUAUGUUGACAUUGUUUGGUUAUAGUGCAAUAUAUUUUGUAUGCAAGCAGUUUCAAUAAAUAAAGGUUGAUCUUCCUCUGCAA
Molecule: messenger RNA, 4502 nt
Organism: Labeo rohita (rohu)
Lineage: Eukaryota; Metazoa; Chordata; Actinopteri; Cypriniformes; Cyprinidae
Gene: fmr1
Product: fragile X messenger ribonucleoprotein 1
Exons: 15
Coding region: 241-1950 (569 amino acids)
Biological process (GO): DNA damage response; regulation of dendrite morphogenesis; regulation of modification of synaptic structure
Cellular component (GO): membrane; neuronal ribonucleoprotein granule; dendritic filopodium
Molecular function (GO): protein homodimerization activity; mRNA 3'-UTR binding; translation regulator activity
Source: RefSeq, a predicted model, not a curated record